This is a messenger RNA of Miscanthus lutarioriparius, 1044 nucleotides long. The record is from the annotation of a GenBank genome assembly. Lineage: Eukaryota; Viridiplantae; Streptophyta; Magnoliopsida; Poales; Poaceae.
AUGGCAUCGAUGAAGUUUGAUCUACCGCUGCUGGAUUACAAGACGAGAUUUGCACUGUGCCAAGUCAAGAUGCGGACGAUUCUGGCACAAUCUUCGGAUCUUGAUGAGGCGCUGGAUGGUUUCGGAGGAAAAAGGGCAAAAGAGAAAACUGCCACAAAAUUUUGGCUCAAGCUGGAAUCGAUCUGCAUGUCCAAGGAUCUAACCAGUAAGAUGCACGUGAUGAUAAAGUUGUUCACGCACAAGCUGCAAGAAGGUAGUUCGCUGAUGAACCAUUUAUCGAUCUUUAAGGAGAUCGUUGCCGACCUAGUGUCGAUGAGAGAUUGGUUCAGUUCUUACAAGUCUGUGCAGAGUGGAGAUGUCAUGCGUAUGGGAGAUAACAACCCACGUGAGAUCAUGGGCAUUGGCUCCGUUCAGAUAAAGAUGCAUGAUGGUAUGAUACGCACACUGAAAGAUGUGAGACACAUACCAGGGAUGGCCAGAAAUCUCAUCUCCCUCAGCACACUUGAUGCUGAGGGGUUCAGACACUCUGGUUCAGGUGGACAUAUGCGUCUUGGGCAUAUGAGUGAACUUGGUAUGGCAGAAUUGAUCAAGAGAGACCUGCUGGAUGGCUGCACUGUGGGUAAGAUGAAGUUCUGUGAGCACUGUAUUUUUGGUAAGCACAAGAGUGUAAAAUUCAAUGCAUCUGUUCAUACCACCAAAGUUAAAGGAUAUAAAUUAUGGAAUGCUGAAACUAAAAUGGCUUUCAUAAGCAGGAACGUUGUUUUCAAUGAAUCUGUUAUGUUUAAUGACAGCUUGUCCACAGAUGUUUCACCAGUUGAUUCUGAUGAGGAGCAAGAACAUAUUAGCGUGCAGCCUCAAAAUCAGUCUAUUGCAGAUCGCAGAACAAAGAGGAGUUGUGGACCUUGUCCACGUUUAAUUGAGGAAUGUGAUAUUAUUCAUUAUGCCUUUAGUUGUGCUGAACAGGUUGAGAACAUUCAUGAGCCGGCUACGUACACUGAAGCUGUUGUUUCUGGUGACCGCGAGAAGUGGAUUUCCGCUAUGUAA